AUGAAACACAAUCUCCCAGCCGUUGGGCUCAUCCAUGGUGGCCUUGCCCUUCCUGACGGCGACGUCGUUGCUCACGAUCUGGAUGUUGCUCACGGCCUCCUCCCCAAUCAGCUUCCGCACCAGAGCCUGGAUGACGGGGCGCAUGCCGCCGCUCAGGAUGACGAUGGGGACGUUGUUGUCGCGGCACCACUCGUAGAAGCGCGCAAACGCCGGGUCGAGCUUGACAUUCUCGAGCAGCAGGUUGACGCACUCGUCGAAGGGCACGGGGACCGACUCCAGCAUGCCCGUGAAGACGUCGCGGAAGUCGACGCGGCCCUCGAGCACGUCGAUGUUGGCCGCCCGCCGCUUCUCGCGACCGUAGCCGAGGUUGUCCGUCAGCCAGUCGUUGGAGUCCUGCACCGUUAUUGUUCCUUGACACAGACGGAGAGGAGUUGCACGAGGCUCGUGCUGCCUGGGACUCUGAGACCGGCGCAAGAAGGAAUGAGGGAAUGGGAAACCGGUGGGAACCAACCGUCAAAGUCAGUGAAGAAGAUGAUCUUGGGCUGA
Molecule: messenger RNA, 546 nt
Organism: Pyricularia pennisetigena
Lineage: Eukaryota; Fungi; Ascomycota; Sordariomycetes; Magnaporthales; Pyriculariaceae
Exons: 2
Coding region: 1-546 (181 amino acids)
Source: RefSeq, a predicted model, not a curated record